Molecule: messenger RNA, 4543 nt
Organism: Carassius gibelio (silver crucian carp)
Lineage: Eukaryota; Metazoa; Chordata; Actinopteri; Cypriniformes; Cyprinidae
Product: calpain-5-like
Exons: 13
Coding region: 1159-3327 (722 amino acids)
Biological process (GO): proteolysis
Cellular component (GO): cytoplasm
Molecular function (GO): calcium-dependent cysteine-type endopeptidase activity
Source: RefSeq, a predicted model, not a curated record
CCCGGCUCCGGGCCCUCUUGAGGAUUCAGGUGUCAGCGCCAUGCGUUUAUUGACAGCUGAUAUGGUAUGAUGAACCUUCCGGUGGGUGCCUGAGGGAGGGGGUUGAAAAGCGAAGGAGAGAGGAUGAGAAGGAUAACAAAUCUAGACAGAGGACUGAGAUCAGUACUACGUGAGAACCUGGGAAUACUCAGAGUGAGCAAAAAGGCCAGAUCGUGAGUGAGACGGUGGGUGAUUAUGCACGUGAAUGCUGGGGGAGCUGCAUGCCUAAUAAAGAGAUUUGGGAAGGAGGGAUAGUCCAUGUGUUAAUAUAAGAGUGAGAGAACACAAGAAGACAGCGAUGAGGGAGACAGGUGGCAGUGGAAGAGGAGUUGAGCUCGCAACAGGGUCAGAAAUAGGGCAUGACCAAUUACACAUUUUAUAUAGAAAAAGAUGGAGAAAGGAGAAACCUUUAAAGAAGAAGUAUGCAUAAAAUUAAAUGGAACAAAAGUAAAUAAGAUACAUGCACUUAAUUGCCUUUGUUUUUAUUGCAUUUAUGCUAAACAUUUUAUGCACACAAGUAGGCAAGUGGCAAUUCCUGGCUGUGGCGUGUCUGUCAUAAUAGUAACCUAUUGUUUCAUUGCAAGCUGAUAGCGUGUUUGUGUGUGUAUGUGUGCACACACUCGUCUCAGUAUCAGUAAUUGUUUGUAAUGUCACUGUGUUUUCAGCUAGACUGGCUGGACGGAUGGAGUUACAGUAGCUACAUCCCCAAACAAACGAUAGUCAUUCAAACAGAUGUAAAAUUCAUAAUAUUACACGUUAUGAGGAUUAAUUAAACUUUAUUGAAAAUUCCAGUGAAUGUCAGAGUAUUUAUCUAUUUAGAAGACCCAAGGAUACUUAUACCUGGUCUACUGCACAAAACCUGGUUGUCACAGCGACGUCAAACAGAAAGAGAACACCUACACUGAUCCUGUUAUAUUAGACACAUGGACACUUCUGCUGCAAAAUGACUGAUGCCUGAAGUCUUAUCUGCCUCAUCCUGUGUAAAAACACUGCAAAUAACAGUCUUACCUGACAAAAACUAUAUUACUGGAUACAUUGCCCCGAGGAACAUUUUAAACCAAGGCAAAGCAAAAAAACAGAAGUGAGCUACAGCUUCUCUCCGCUUCUCCUCUUUGCAGUAUGGCAGAGAAAGUGUGCAAGUUUCAAGGUCAGUGUUAUCAUAAGCUGAAGAGAUCAUGUCUGAGGCGAGGGGCUCUGUUCCAGGAUCCAUUCUUUCCUCCUUCAGCUGAGUCACUGUUCUACAAAAGGACGCCCCCUCCAGGACUGAUGUGGAAGAGACCUAGGGAACUGUGUAAAGAUCCUCGACUAUUUGUGGAUGGAAUCAGCACAAGGGACCUGCACCAGGGCAGUCUGGGUAACUGCUGGAUGGUGGCCGCCACAUCAUGUUUGGCAGCAGAAUCCUCGCUCUGGAAGAAGGUGAUCCCAGACCAUGCUGAACAGGAGUGGCACCCAAAGCGCCCGGAUCUGUAUGCUGGAAUUUUUCACUUCCGUUUCUGGCGACUGGGCCAGUGGACAGAUGUCGUGGUCGAUGACCGAUUACCAGUCAGUGAGGAUGGAACGCUGCUCUUCUGCCGUUCUGCAACUCCACGGGAAUUCUGGAGCGCCUUGCUGGAGAAAGCCUAUGCCAAGCUAAAUGGGUGUUAUGAGGCUUUAGAGGGAGGCAAUACAGCUGAAGCCCUAGUUGAUUUUACUGGUGGCGUCUCUGAACCAUUGAAUUUGAACCAGGAGGAACUAAUCCAGCUUGUUGACCAGAGAAAAAUGCUGUUCCAGACUCUAGCACACGCACAUAGCCAUAAAGCGCUCAUCACCUGUUCCAUUCGGCCAGCAGAAGGAGAGCAGGUAGAAUCAGUUCUGGACUGUGGACUGAUAAAGGGUCAUGCAUACGGUGUGACUGCAUUCAAAAAACUUCGUAUGUCAGAGACUCUGAAUGGCAUGUGUAAUGCAACUCGUUUGCACAUGGUCCGGAUGAGGAACCCUUGGGGCACAGCAGACUGGACAGGAGCGUGGAGUCUUGGAUCUCCUCAGUGGCAGCAGCUGAGCCGCAGAGAACGGGACAAGAUGGGCCUCGUUGUCCGAGAUGUUGGAGAGUUUUGGAUGGAGUUUGAGGACUUCUGCCGUUACUUCACAGACAUGGUGGUUUGCAGGUUGGCGGAAAAAUCCCUCCUCUGGCCACGGACCCACUGGAGGGAGGUGUGCUGUCAGGGCGCUUGGACCUAUGCAUCUGGGAUGCAACCUCCUCCCUCAUCUUCUUGUCAUCUGAACAUCAAGAACCAGAGGCCUUCAACCGGGCUCCAAUGGUCUAAACAAAGGCCAGCUCAAAGACAAGACAAAAAGGAACAAAGACUGAGUGAAAGGCAGAAAGAAGGACAAAUCCAAGGCCAAAAACAGAAAAAGAAAGAAAUAAAACCAAAGCAAAUUAAGGGGAGAAGAGAGCAUGUGAAAAAACAGGCAGAAGGCAUGGAAAUGAGAUGGGAGAGGCAACUUGACAGAAGAAGUCGAUGUGGAGGAUGUAUCAAUCACAGAGACACAUUUCUAUACAACCCACAGUUUCUUUUCGAACUGGUUGGAGAUGGGGCAGAGGUCUUGAUAUGUUUGCAACAGGAGGACAGGAGGAUGAAAAGGAGGGAGGGAAGUGGGGAGAACUUACCAAUUGGCUUUGAGGUUCUAAGGGUGGAGGUGAAUCGUGUUUGUCGUGUACAGUGUUUAUGUGAGCAGGCUGCUAGCUCUGUGUAUAUGGACUCUCGUAGCGUUACUCUGCGAGUGACUCUUGGCCCGGGACGCUAUGUCAUCCUCCCCACUACUUUCCUUCCUGGUGCCACUGGUCGCUUCCUUCUGCGGUUUUUCUCACACUCACAUGUGCGCCUCAGGGAGUUGAAGGAAGAGCUGCCUGCUCCUUCAUUGUGGCAGUGUUGUUUUCCUGAGCCCAGCAUUGUAACGACGGUCCAUCUGCUCAAAGCCUCUGGCCUUAGCCAUCCCAAACAAACAGCUCCUGAUGUAUAUGCUGUCAUCCGUUGCGAGGAAGACUCUGUAAGGACAAACAUUUUCAAAAACGAUGGAAGUCCUGAAUUUAACACCAAGGCCAUCUUUUAUACCAGGAACCCCAUGUCCAAAAUAUCCAUUGAGCUGUGGAAAAGAGGUUUGCUGUUGGACACGCUCCUGGGAGGAGCACGGAUUCAGACAGGAGGACACGAGCGCUGUCAAAACAGAGUGAUUGACUUGCAGGGUGGCCAAUCGCGAGGCUGUGUAUUCAUAGAGACUUCCUCCAGUCAGUGCCUGACAGACCUGUGACCUAGUCGAGGUAAUGACUGAACAUAUAUUUUUUUUCAGAGGACUGAUCAUCAGGAACAACUACAUUUCUGCCAUACUUCAGCAAAGAACCGGAAAACUUCUGGAGCGACCCGGGGUUUUGUGCUUUGCUCAAGGGCUUACAGUGAUGGAUGAAAUUCAAUGUAUCUGCUGGACAGAUAAUGAAAAAUAUGAAAGUCUUGGAUUAUUUUACUAGAAAAAUGCUGAUAAAGUUAUGCAAUAACUGACAUAAUGGCUUAUUCCAAAUGCUGGACAAAUAGAAUUACAGAAUAUAACUUCAGCAUGAAUUAAAUCUGCUAUUCGUUUUGAUGCUUUGACUUUGAGUCGGUUCUGAUAUCUCAGUAAGUCUUAAAGGGCUCACAUCAACAGAAUGCAAAACUCUGCAUUUCAGUACUGUGACCUUUAAUAAACGCACAGUGAAUGCUUCUUUUGGAAAAAGGUUGUGCGUUUCCCUGAGCAAUAUUGUUUGAUUUGCGUAGGCAUUAUGGAUCUAAAGCAAAUAUAGUAUCUAAAGCAUCUCGCUGUAGUAUUUAUUGUGUAAACCAGGUAUUUUUACACUUUAAUUCUGCACUUAGUGAACACAACUGUAUAUUUGCUCAAAAGUAACCAUUCGGCUGUUUCUGUUUCAUUUAUGGUUAUUCCGCAUUGCUCAAAUUGCAAUAGGUGUGUUGCAGGGAAUCUGAAAGUGGCAAUAGCUAUGCAUUUACCUGCCAUCGCUGUAUCACAUGUGCUGGGUUGUGGAGUGUUUAGUGUAUUUCUGGCCUUGCUGCAUUGCUCUGUCAAUACAUUAGCAUGGUACUUGCCAAGAACACAGCAGAUUUUCAUUGUACUGUAAUUUCUGUGACAUUUUAGACAUGACAUUCAAUGGAUAUGGUUAUGAAUUCGAUUUUUCGUAUUUUAAUUCUAGACACAUGACCCUAUUUUUUACUGUGUGUGGUAUAUUUUAUAGUUUAUCAUAAUUAAUUUAAAUAUAGAUUUUCUAGUAUUUUUAAUUUAUUUAAUAUUUGAUUUUAUAUCUGAACUCAUAAUUGUGGAUUAAAAAAAUACAACUAAAAAGCAACCUUGCUGAUCAGCAGGAAAGCAUUAUUACUGUAAGCUUGAUUUGUUUGAUUCUGUAGGCCAACUUUAUGGAUCUUAAUAACAGGGUUCUUGAUGGUUUUGUGUGAUAAACUCAAAUAAACAGAAAAAAGUGACUCCA